AUGAUAAUGAUGUUCGCGCUCACUGGGGCAGCGAAGCUAAUGACGAUGAUGACCUUGAACUGCCUUGCAGUACCCUUGGUUCGGGCUGGGUCUGAGAGAGUCGAUCUGAGGAUUGAUCUGAAGUCUGCUCUUCUCUUCUCCAAAGCACUCGAUGAAGUCCUCGAGCCUGGCUUUGGACCUUGUUCACCAUCCGAUCUACCUGCGAAGCCAGGAGACAGUGCUUCAGACGCAGCUGUUGCAAAGUAUGAGACCGACGUCACGGCCCUACGAAAGCGCGUCGCACAAGACCAAGCAACGAUUAUGAUCAUCAACUCAUCCUGCUCGUAUUCAGUCUGCCAGGUAACGGCCGAAUGCCUUACCGCAGCUGAGAUCUGGUCAACACUUGCAAAGACAUACCAAGGAAGAGGCUUCAAUCUUGAGUAUUCGACAAUCACCGAGCUGGUGUGCUUGAAAUACGAGCACUUCAACGAUCUCGAGAAGUAUAAGCAAACCUUCCGGAGCCUCGCUGCCAAAUGGAAGCAGCUGGAGGCUUUCCCGACCUGGGCUGAGCGAAACAAAGCUGCGAUGACCCUAAACCGCGAUGCUAUUACACUCGAGCAGCUGAUCAACGAGGUCUCGGAUCUGUCUCGGAAUGCACAAGCCAAAUCGACACAUAAAAUCUCGAUGAUGGCAAAUCAGAAGGAUAGCGCCCAUACGCAGACACCUGCUAUCAACUUCAUCCCGAACUUGCAAAUUCGGCAAGAGGGGGAGCAAGCAGAGGUGGUCGUGGUGGUCGCCGAGGUCGUGGAGGACGCGGUCGUGGAGGCAAGAGUGGAGAUACAGCGAUGGCAUCCGUCGAUUUCGCCUACGCUAACUUUAACUACGCCGUGGGAGAUCAUGCGAAAAAUGAAUGGCUCUCAGACACAGUCCUAG
Molecule: messenger RNA, 912 nt
Organism: Pseudogymnoascus destructans
Lineage: Eukaryota; Fungi; Ascomycota; Leotiomycetes; Thelebolales; Thelebolaceae
Exons: 5
Coding region: 1-912 (303 amino acids)
Source: RefSeq, a predicted model, not a curated record